AUGGCGGCUCAAAAUCCCGUCGUCCUUGAUUCCUCCUCGCCGCCGCCCGCAUUCCGCCACCCGUCUGUAACACCACAAAGGAGCGCUGACGCUUCCUCUUCACCGGGAUUGCCGGAAGUUUCGUCAUUUUUCCAGUCCAAUGGGAAGGUUACGGGAGAUGUGAGGAGGACGGCGACAGCAUUGCCGGGAUUCACUUCUGCCGGGACGCUUUGGAAGGCAGCUGCGCUUGAAGCGGACAGGAAGGAAGGAGAUGGUAGCAGCAAUGCUGUGGAGAGGAAGAGUACUCGAAAAUUGGCUCGGCCGGCAAGGCAAUUGGGUGAGGGUGCAGGGUCUACAGGUCGAGGAAGGAACGGGACACCCAGUGUUCCGCUGUCGGAAUACGACUUCAAAAUUGAUGCCAUUUCUGGGCAGAUGCAGCCACCUCUGGGUGUUAAGCAGGCAGCGAAACGGACAGUCAAGGCGAAGGAUGGCAACGAAGUUGUCAAAAAGAAAAGGCCCACGGGUAAUACCAAGGAAACCGGAAACACUGCGCCCAAAGCACGGAAAAGAACUACGAAGCCUGCGUCAAUUGCGAAUGCCGUGGAAAUUGUAGGGGCUGGGAAGAAGCAAUCAACUGCAGUGGCUUUUACAACUUCUGUGGACACUGCAACGUCUCGACGGCCCAGCGUUUCAAUGUCCGAGUUCAGCUAUGAUGGAGGAGAGCCUGCUGCUGUCGAGGAAGGCAAGCAGACCAGCGCUUACUUCUGUGCUCCUGCCCCAAAAGCUGGUCGAUCAACCAGUAAUCAUCUACAGGACCUCAAUGAGCCGGCAAAGGAAAGGCAUGCGACCAACGUGGCAACAUCAGCUGAGCAUAUCGCUAUGCAAAGUGCUGCACCGGCAAGCAAGAUUCAAGAUUUACCCGAGCAGAGUUUCCGCCAUAAUAACGUGUCUCUAUCCGCGUAUGAGCACAUACCGGAUGCUCAUUCCGUCGAAGUCGAAGUAUCCACAGCAAAGCCAGCACCAGCGAAGAAACCACGAAAGCGGGCGACAAACGCGAAAAGUGCUCCUCAAGAUGCUCCGGCUAAGAAGCCUAAGAAGCGAUUUGCAAAGUCGGCAUCGAUCAUUCUGAAUUCAGACGAGCCCGACCYUGCUGGUGGGGAUGAUGUGCCGGCUCUUGAUGAUCGACGACCUUCUGUUGACAGCAUCCAGACCCCGGUUUAUGCACCAAAGUCUAAGGAGCUUUCGACCACAGCCAAAGCCAGCACUUCGCAACCAUCUUUCAGGAUCGCCGAACCUAAGAUGUCUGUUGAGGAAGGGUUCGCAGUCUGGAGUCAAUCCGUCUACUUCAAUCAAGCGCCAGGCGCCCAAACCGUCGAGAUCGACGACACUGCAGAGUCUCUUCAGACCGUGUUCGCUGCCGAUGGGCAUGCAAAAGAUGCCAACCCUGCUGAUCGUCCAGCCUCGCCUCUCCCGCAAACAUCGUUCUCUCGACGACGCAGCUGGACGCCUGCGAAGAACACUUACGACACACUCGAUCCAGAAGUUGAUUCCUCGGGAGAAUCUCCAGCCGCAAGAAAGUCUUUGGCAGAUUUGGUCGGCGGCUUUGGGUACGACGAACAAACAAACUCUCGUCCGAGAAGUCCGACCGGCGAACGUCUGACGAAGAGACGACGCAUUGACGUUGCUGACGACCCCGCCGCCGUCCCGGCUCCGAGAAAGCCUGUGGCGGCAAAGGAGAAAGUGAAGCGAGUCAAGGCGCCGAAGAAGAAGCCGCAAACCAUCACUGAUUUGGCCACCAAAGCAUACCGGCCCAUGGAGGAGCAGGCGCCAAAUGCUCAAUCUACUGUGUCCGAGUUCUUCACGGCCCAGAAAGAAAACAACCCCACCACUACCGCUGCAGUCUCUACUGAGACUGGCGAAGUACCUGCGACUUUCAAGAAACCUCGAAAGCCGCGAGCUAGGAAGAUUGAUGAUGGAACAUCCACCACGAAGAAGACGCCCAAGGCGAAGAAAGUCAAGGUGAAGUUUAACGAUGCGGCACAUAUCCCGCCUCUCCUGUCACCACAACGGGCUCGAGCGAAAGAAGGCCAACAGGGAUUUUUAUUCGGGACAAGCAGUCAGCUUGCUCUUGAAGAGGAUGUGGACUAUGUUCGGGACCUGCAGGUGGCUAUCUUGGAGUCUGAAGCUGUGGAUGCCAUACCWCCCAGUCCGAGGAGGCUUGUGACAAAGGUGUCUGUAGGUCAUGCGGAAAGACGAUUGUUUUGGAGCGCGAGCCGCGAUUCGUGGGGACAAGUCAUCGCUGCCAAUGGGGUGCGACGGAAGGGUAUGGUAGCCACAGCUCAGCAUACGGUUGCGAAACCACUACCGGCAAUGCAGUCUGACACACCUGUCGAGCCAGCUGCAGAUGAUCAGCUCGGCAUGGCAGCGAAUGCGCUGACGAGGCAGGACAGUCUCGAUAAGUGUGGUGCUGCUCCUUUGCAGCUCGAAACCAGUCAAAUCGUUGAUCUUUGCGGAACGUCACCACCUGCCGCUGCGGAAGAUGMUCAAGAGGCUGUCAUCAAAACUGCUCAGCUACCAUCUGAUCAUUUACCCACUGGAAACGUCGAGGAAGCAAUUAUGCCAGCUUCCAUAGCUCCAGCACCUGAUGACAGCUGGAUGCUUUUGACCAGCGACGAUUUGGACAUGGACCUGCAUCUUGACGACAUUGCAACUGCUCCGCCUGCGAACCUAAUAAUUCAAAAAUGUCCCACUGCAGAACGUGCUGCCUCUCAGCCCUUUCGCACGGCGACUUCACCAGUUCCAAGUCCUGCACAGCAAAGAACGGCGCUUACAGCCCUGGAUAGGAACAUCGCAAUGCUUGCCCAACGUUCACCUGCGAAGCAACAGCGAGCCUUCCUUAGUCAAAAAUCUCGAUCCGGAGCCGAGAGUCCGCAAAAGACAUUGUCAAAGGAGAAAAUCUCGACGUCAGCAGCGCUAUCACCCAGAAAGAGAGGCAGGCCUCCGAAACCUGCCGUCUCUGAGCAUGUCGAUGCCUGUAAGCAGCCAGCGGCUUCAGUCCCACAGCCUCCACUCUCUUCGGACUUUGUAGCAAUCGACGAUAUCUCAGACUCUGACUCUGAUGAUCUGCCAUUGAAAGACAAACUUCUCGCCAAAGCUGCGUCCGAAUCUCCAAAAAGACGAGAGAGACCGCGGAAAGCAUCUCAGCAGUCACCUGUGACCUCGCCAUCCAAAAGCUCUUUCGUCAACUUGGAUGAUAUAUCUGAUUCUGACAUUGCGAAACAAACACCUUCUCCUCGCAGACAAAAAGCUGGCGGCACUGCUCCAAUUCGCACUUUGGAGCUCUCGCCUUCAGUCCUUGCAGAUCCUGGUCCUCCACCUAUUGCCGAAGGCAAGGCGGCGAUGAAACCUUCUGAUCCUUGCUGGGGUGUUGUGAGUCAAGUUCUUUUCAAGCGGAUAUCUGCUGUGGUUCAAUCUACGAAACCUUGUGACAAGAAAGAGGAGCUCAGCUGGUGGGAGAAGAUUCUCAUGUAUGAUCCGAUUGUGCUUGAAGAUUUCACCGCUUGGCUGGCUGGACGAGGGGUUGACGUUGAGGUGAGAAGGAAGGCCGUGAAGGAGAAGGUGAAGAAAGCCAGGWAGAAGAAAGCGGAACUUGAAGAGGUUGAUGUGGUAGAGGAGGAGGAGUGGGUCGUGGUGAAGGAAGAGUUAAAAGGUUGGAUGGUGCAGAAGUGGUGCGAGGAGAAGAGCGUUUGUUGUUUGUGGAAGGAGGGUUUGAGAGGUGGUGUCAAGGUCAGGUAUUGA
Messenger RNA from Ramularia collo-cygni, 3777 nucleotides. RefSeq lists its product as uncharacterized. The record is from RefSeq and is a predicted model, not a curated record. The transcript has a single exon. Gene Ontology annotation, cellular component: Slx1-Slx4 complex; nucleus. Gene Ontology annotation, biological process: DNA repair; DNA replication. Bases 1 to 3777 code for a protein of 1258 amino acids. Lineage: Eukaryota; Fungi; Ascomycota; Dothideomycetes; Mycosphaerellales; Mycosphaerellaceae.